AGUUCCCGUUCCGGGCCCGCGAGGCAGCCGCCCCGGUCCUGCCCCUCCCUCGCGCUACUGCGGGAGCAGCGUCCUCCCGGGCCACGGCGCUUCCCGGCCCCGGCGUCCCCGGACCAUGGCGCUCUCCGGGCUCUUCUCUAGCUCUCAGCGGCUGCGAAGUCUGUAAACCUGGUGGCCAAGGACAGUCAGUUGCAUGUCACACAAGGGGCCUCCUUUGAUUUAUCCAAAAGGUCUGACCUGGUUUCUGGAAAAACUCUUUAGCGCAUCAAAUACUCGUUGAGGGCAAGUGUUGUUUCUAAACUUGACUCUUGUGGUGAGAGCAUCUCAGUUAUAAGAAAUGCACAUCUCCGCUCAAGGUCCCCUGGGACAGUGCAAGGAAAGAAAGAAGCCUGCGGUGAAAGUGACACUGAGUGAGUGUGUAUCUGUGGUUUCUCUGGGGCCACCCCAGGAUUCAGGGACAGAGUCCUGGUUGCUCUCCAGGAGGUGAUUGUAAGUCAGGAGACUUUCCUUCGGUUUCUGCCUUUGAUGGCAAGAGGUGGAGAUUGUGGCGGCGAUUACAGAAAACAUCUGGGAAGACAAGUUGCUGUUUUUAUGGGAAUCGCAGGCUUGGAAGAGACAGAAGCAAUUCCAGAAAUAAAUUGGAAAUUGAAGAUUUAAACAAUGUUGUUUUAAAAUAUUCUAACUUCAAAGAAUGAUGCCAGAAACUUAAAAAGGGGCUGCGCAGAGUAGCAGGGGCCCUGGAGGGCGCGGCCUGAAUCCUGAUUGCCCUUCUGCUGAGAGGACACACGCAGCUGAAGAUGAAUUUGGGAAAAGUAGCCGCUUGCUACUUUAACUAUGGAAGAGCAGGGCCACAGUGAGAUGGAAAUAAUCCCAUCAGAGUCUCACCCCCACAUUCAAUUACUGAAAAGCAAUCGGGAACUUCUGGUCACUCACAUCCGCAAUACUCAGUGUCUGGUGGACAACUUGCUGAAGAAUGACUACUUCUCGGCCGAAGAUGCGGAGAUUGUGUGUGCCUGCCCCACCCAGCCUGACAAGGUGCCCCGGGGACAGGGACGGGCAUGGCAUUGUGUGGACCCCGGGAGCUAGAAGAGGCCUCUCCCUGCUGAUCUGAGUGAAGAGCGUGGGAGUUUAGUCCAGCGGGCAGGGCUGCAUUUUGGGGUACUAAUAGCACACAAAUGCCUGGGUUAGCAGGUUGCACAGUCAGGUAUUUUACUUCUGUGUUUGUGUCUGGAGCAAACCCUGACAUCUCAGUUCUCAUUGCUGUGUGUAUUGGUUCCCAGACACUUCAUUUUUAGAUCCCCUUUAAAUUAGGAGGGAAAAAGAACAUAAGCAUAAGAGCAUCCCCAGCAGCGAUGUUCAUUCAGUGCCUCUGAAGGCUGGAGGGCUGCUUGUUGCUGGGUGAGACUCGGAGGGGAACCGACUCAGGGUCAGGAAUGAUGACAUCCCACGGUGGGUCCACAGUGAAGAAUCUUCCCCGCUCCACUGUGGGACGCCUUAACAGCCCUUACUUCCACUUACGCUUUGCGUUAUCUCCUGAAAAAUAAAAUGGAGACCACAAAUUCCUUCUUGGUUAGAGGAAUGACACAACUCAUUUAUGACAUGACCCCGCUGGGACUCAGAAGAGACCAGGACGGUUUCUGGGGGAAGCAGUAGCACACUCGUGUGCUUUGUUCUCUUCUCUUGAUUUGUUUUCCCACAUUUUUAACAAGAAAAAAAGCCGUUUUUAAUAUAUGGCCUAUCGCCCUCCUACUGUGUGGCCCAGGUGCCUACCUCAUUAUGCCCAAGGGGUGGUUCUCACCUCUCCACUCUCAUUCCUGCACAGCAGUUGUGUCAGGUUAAGAGGGACAAGGAGAAGGCUGGGCACCGUGGCUCACGCCUGUAAUCCCAGCACUUUGGGAGGCCGAGGCAGGCAGAUCACCUAAGGUCAGGAGUUUGAGACCAGCCUGGCCAACAUGGGGAAAACCCGUCUCUAAUAAAAACACAAAAAUUAGUCGGGCAUGGUGGUGGGUGCCUGUAAUCCCAGCCACUUGGGAGGCUGAGGAAAGAGAAUUCCUUGAACCUGGGAGGUGGAGGUUGCAGUGAGCCAAGAUUGUGCCAUUGCACUCCAGCCCUCCAGCCUGGGUGACAGAGCAAGACUCUGUCUCAAAAAAGAAAAAAAAAAAAAAGAGGUAGAGAAGUCCAUGGCUAUUUGUCUGUCCUUUUUAUUUUUAGGCUCAUGGAAGCCUCCUGGUUUCUUAGAGCUGAGUGGUUUUAUUUCUUGCUCAGGAGGUCAUUUCACAGAUUUUCGGGCUCCAAUAUGUUGACUGUCACAGCAGCUGGGGGGAUGGCAUAGCUACCGGCUGUACUAAGAACUCAGAGCCCUGCCCUGAGCCUGCCUGAGGGUCCUUAUGGUAGGAGGAUGCCCCUCAUGCCAGCCCGUGCCCUCAUGCUUGUGUCACCUCCAGGUCCGCAAAAUUCUGGACCUGGUACAGAGCAAGGGCGAGGAGGUGUCCGAGUUCUUCCUCUACUUGCUCCAGCAACUCGCAGAUGCCUACGUGGACCUCAGGCCUUGGCUGCUGGAGAUCGGCUUCUCCCCUUCCCUGCUCACUCAGAGCAAAGUCGUGGUCAACACUGACCCAGUGAGCAGGUAUACCCAGCAGCUGCGACACCAUCUGGGCCGUGACUCCAAGUUCGUGCUGUGCUAUGCCCAGAAGGAGGAGCUGCUGCUGGAGGAGAUCUACAUGGACACCAUCAUGGAGCUGGUUGGCUUCAGCAAUGAGAGCCUGGGCAGCCUGAACAGCCUGGCCUGCCUCCUGGACCACACCACCGGCAUCCUCAAUGAGCAGGGUGAGACCAUCUUCAUCCUGGGUGAUGCUGGGGUGGGCAAGUCCAUGCUGCUACAGCGGCUGCAGAGCCUCUGGGCCACGGGCCGGCUAGACGCAGGGGUCAAAUUCUUCUUCCACUUUCGCUGCCGCAUGUUCAGCUGCUUCAAGGAAAGUGACAGGCUGUGUCUGCAGGACCUGCUCUUCAAGCACUACUGCUACCCAGAGCGGGACCCCGAGGAGGUGUUUGCCUUCCUGCUGCGCUUCCCCCACGUGGCCCUCUUCACCUUCGAUGGCCUGGACGAGCUGCACUCGGACUUGGACCUGAGCCGCGUGCCUGACAGCUCCUGCCCCUGGGAGCCUGCCCACCCCCUGGUCUUGCUGGCCAACCUGCUCAGUGGGAAGCUGCUCAAGGGGGCUAGCAAGCUGCUCACAGCCCGCACAGGCAUCGAGGUCCCGCGCCAGUUCCUGCGGAAGAAGGUGCUUCUCCGGGGCUUCUCCCCCAGCCACCUGCGCGCCUAUGCCAGGAGGAUGUUCCCCGAGCGGGCCCUGCAGGACCGCCUGCUGAGCCAGCUGGAGGCCAACCCCAACCUCUGCAGCCUGUGCUCUGUGCCCCUCUUCUGCUGGAUCAUCUUCCGGUGCUUCCAGCACUUCCGUGCUGCCUUUGAAGGCUCACCACAGCUGCCCGACUGCACGAUGACCCUGACAGAUGUCUUCCUCCUGGUCACUGAGGUCCAUCUGAACAGGAUGCAGCCCAGCAGCCUGGUGCAGCGGAACACACGCAGCCCAGUGGAGACCCUCCACGCCGGCCGGGACACUCUGUGCUCGCUGGGGCAGGUGGCCCACCGGGGCAUGGAGAAGAGCCUCUUUGUCUUCACCCAGGAGGAGGUGCAGGCCUCCGGGCUGCAGGAGAGAGACAUGCAGCUGGGCUUCCUGCGGGCUUUGCCGGAGCUGGGCCCCGGGGGUGACCAGCAGUCCUAUGAGUUUUUCCACCUCACCCUCCAGGCCUUCUUUACAGCCUUCUUCCUCGUGCUGGACGACAGGGUGGGCACUCAGGAGCUGCUCAGGUUCUUCCAGGAGUGGAUGCCCCCUGCGGGGGCAGCGACCACGUCCUGCUAUCCUCCCUUCCUCCCGUUCCAGUGCCUGCAGGGCAGUGGUCCGGCGCGGGAAGACCUCUUCAAGAACAAGGAUCACUUCCAGUUCACCAACCUCUUCCUGUGCGGGCUGUUGUCCAAAGCCAAACAGAAACUCCUGCGGCAUCUGGUGCCCGCGGCAGCCCUGAGGAGAAAGCGCAAGGCCCUGUGGGCACACCUGUUUUCCAGCCUGCGGGGCUACCUGAAGAGCCUGCCCCGCGUUCAGGUCGAAAGCUUCAACCAGGUGCAGGCCAUGCCCACGUUCAUCUGGAUGCUGCGCUGCAUCUACGAGACACAGAGCCAGAAGGUGGGGCAGCUGGCGGCCAGGGGCAUCUGCGCCAACUACCUCAAGCUGACCUACUGCAACGCCUGCUCGGCCGACUGCAGCGCCCUCUCCUUCGUCCUGCAUCACUUCCCCAAGCGGCUGGCCCUAGACCUAGACAACAACAAUCUCAACGACUACGGCGUGCGGGAGCUGCAGCCCUGCUUCAGCCGCCUCACUGUUCUCAGACUCAGCGUAAACCAGAUCACUGACGGUGGGGUAAAGGUGCUAAGCGAAGAGCUGACCAAAUACAAAAUUGUGACCUAUUUGGGUUUAUACAACAACCAGAUCACCGAUGUCGGAGCCAGGUACGUCACCAAAAUCCUGGAUGAAUGCAAAGGCCUCACGCAUCUUAAACUGGGAAAAAACAAAAUAACAAGUGAAGGAGGGAAGUAUCUCGCCCUGGCUGUGAAGAACAGCAAAUCAAUCUCUGAGGUUGGGAUGUGGGGCAAUCAAGUUGGGGAUGAAGGAGCAAAAGCCUUCGCAGAGGCUCUGCGGAACCACCCCAGCUUGACCACCCUGAGUCUUGCGUCCAACGGCAUCUCCACAGAAGGAGGAAAGAGCCUUGCGAGGGCCCUGCAGCAGAACACGUCUCUAGAAAUACUGUGGCUGACCCAAAAUGAACUCAACGAUGAAGUGGCAGAGAGUUUGGCAGAAAUGUUGAAAGUCAACCAGACGUUAAAGCAUUUAUGGCUUAUCCAGAAUCAGAUCACAGCUAAGGGGACUGCCCAGCUGGCAGAUGCGUUACAGAGCAACACUGGCAUAACAGAGAUUUGCCUAAAUGGAAACCUGAUAAAACCAGAGGAGGCCAAAGUCUAUGAAGAUGAGAAGCGGAUUAUCUGUUUCUGAGAGGAUGCUUUCCUGUUCAUGGGGUUUUUGCCCUGGAGCCUCAGCAGCAAAUGCCACUCUGGGCAGUCUUUUGUGUCAGUGUCUUAAAGGGGCCUGCGCAGGCGGGACUAUCAGGAGUCCACUGCCUCCAUGAUGCAAGCCAGCUUCCUGUGCAGAAGGUCUGGUCGGCAAACUCCCUAAGUACCCGCUACAAUUCUGCAGAAAAAGAAUGUGUCUUGCGAGCUGUUGUAGUUACAGUAAAUACACUGUGAAGAGACUUUAUUGCCUAUUAUAAUUAUUUUUAUCUGAAGCUAGAGGAAUAAAGCUGUGAGCAAACAGAGGAGGCCAGCCUCACCUCAUUCCAACACCUGCCAUAGGGACCAACGGGAGCGAGUUGGUCACCGCUCUUUUCAUUGAAGAGUUGAGGAUGUGGCACAAAGUUGGUGCCAAGCUUCUUGAAUAAAACGUGUUUGAUGGAUUAGUAUUAUACCUGAAAUAUUUUCUUCCUUCUCAGCACUUUCCCAUGUAUUGAUACUGGUCCCACUUCACAGCUGGAGACACCGGAGUAUGUGCAGUGUGGGAUUUGACUCCUCCAAGGUUUUGUGGAAAGUUAAUGUCAAGGAAAGGAUGCACCACGGGCUUUUAAUUUUAAUCCUGGAGUCUCACUGUCUGCUGGCAAAGAUAGAGAAUGCCCUCAGCUCUUAGCUGGUCUAAGAAUGACGAUGCCUUCAAAAUGCUGCUUCCACUCAGGGCUUCUCCUCUGCUAGGCUACCCUCCUCUAGAAGGCUGAGUACCAUGGGCUACAGUGUCUGGCCUUGGGAAGAAGUGAUUCUGUCCCUCCAAAGAAAUAGGGCAUGGCUUGCCCCUGUGGCCCUGGCAUCCAAAUGGCUGCUUUUGUCUCCCUUACCUCGUGAAGAGGGGAAGUCUCUUCCUGCCUCCCAAGCAGCUGAAGGGUGACUAAACGGGCGCCAAGACUCAGGGGAUCGGCUGGGAACUGGGCCAGCAGAGCAUGUUGGACACCCCCCACCAUGGUGGGCUUGUGGUGGCUGCUCCAUGAGGGUGGGGGUGAUACUACUAGAUCACUUGUCCUCUUGCCAGCUCAUUUGUUAAUAAAAUACUGAAAACACUCUUA
Messenger RNA from Homo sapiens (human), 6216 nucleotides. It is a transcript of the gene NOD1, whose product is annotated as nucleotide binding oligomerization domain containing 1. Gene Ontology annotation, cellular component: phagocytic vesicle; cytoplasm; plasma membrane. Gene Ontology annotation, molecular function: peptidoglycan binding; pattern recognition receptor activity. Gene Ontology annotation, biological process: nucleotide-binding oligomerization domain containing 1 signaling pathway; defense response to bacterium; positive regulation of dendritic cell antigen processing and presentation. Lineage: Eukaryota; Metazoa; Chordata; Mammalia; Primates; Hominidae. The record is from RefSeq and is a predicted model, not a curated record. The transcript has 15 exons. The coding region runs from base 2388 to 5105 and encodes 905 amino acids.